UAUCAGUACAUCGUGUGAUGCAAACGGAGUGGCAGUACAAUAAAGUAUAGGAAAUAUAUCCUGAAUAUACUAUAAAUUAUUCAAGAAAUUACAUGAGUAAUGGAUACGUAAAUGAAGAUAAACAAUACUCAAAAUAUGAAUUAUUGUGCAAGAAACCAUGUUGAUGCGGACAACAUUAGUGGGUCCAAUGAUACCAGUGUUAUAAUCCCUGGCAUUUAUUAUCCUUCAAACCGUUACUUCACUCACUCUUGUCGCAAAACGACAAGGCAAAAGUGCGAACGUGCCGUGCUGAAAAAUGGUGAAUUCAACAUUGUUAAGUUUAUCAGCAACAAAAUCGGAAUAUUCUCAGACUGGUUCAUACUAUUAGUCGAAGCAAGAUGGAGGUGGACAUUGCUGAAUUUCUUCGCUGCAUUUACCUGCGAUUGGCUCAUAUUCGGCUUCUUGUAUUGGCUCAUUGCAAUGAUACACGGCGACUUGUUACCAGAACAUCUCCCGCCGAAUCAAAACAUAACAAAAUGGACGCCGUGCAUUGAAAACAUCCACGGGUUCACGUCGACUUUUCUGUUCAGCGUGGAGGUCCACACGACUGUUGCUUACGGUGAAAGGGCAAUAACUUUGGAGUGCCCCGAUGCAAUACUAGCUAUGUGUCUACAAUGCAUUUUUAGCUCCAUUUUCCAAUCAUUCAUGGUCGGCAUUCUGUUUGCUAAACUGACCAGACCAAAAGCGAGAACCCAAACGAUAUUGUUUAGCAAAAACGCGAUUGUGAGUUUGCGCAACGAAAAACUCUGCAUGAUUUUCAGAGUGGGUGAUAUGAGGAAGUCGAGGAUACUGAAUAUUAAAGCGUCCAUGUUUAUUUUAAGGUUGAAUAAGGAUUGUGAAAAUAUUGAUGAUACGGAACAAGUGGAAAUGAAAGUUGAAUUGGAUGGUUGUGAAUCUAGUUUCUUUUUGUGGCCGAUAGCUGUGGUACAUGUCAUUGAUGCAGCAAGCCCUUUGUAUAAUUUAUCAGCGGCAGAUCUUUUUGGCGGUAAAAUGGAAAUUUUGGUGGUAUUCGAAGGUAUAAUAGAGUCUACAGGUCAACCGGUUCAAGCCAGAUCGAGUUAUACUGAAUCUGAUAUUAUUUGGGGUCACAGAUUCGUUUCUAUGGUCCUAAUAGAUGUAAAAGAUAAAUUCUUUGUUGAUUUUUCUAAAUUGAAUGAGACUGAACAGGUGGACACGCCUUUAUGUUCAGCUAGUGAAUAUUAUUCAUUUAUAUCUACAUCGAAUUUCCCUACUUUUAAUAACAGGGAUGUAAUUAGAUGAGAUUUAUUUUUGUCGAAGGUUCCUUACCAACAUACAUUAAAUUUCUGAUUUAUUUUUAUAGUCAUGACCGACUAUAAAAUAAUUGUAGUUCUUACUUCAUAGUGGGAGUUUAAAGCAUUUAAUAACUAAUACUCAUGUUAGUCAAGAGUAAAUCUUAUAUAGUAUAAAGUAAAAUAGAAAUUUGGAAGGACAUAUUUGUAGUGCAAUAAAGAGUAUGCAAUAAAAACAAACCAGACUAUU
This is a messenger RNA of Amyelois transitella, 1539 nucleotides long. Its product is annotated as ATP-sensitive inward rectifier potassium channel 12. Gene Ontology annotation, cellular component: plasma membrane. The record is from RefSeq and is a predicted model, not a curated record. Gene Ontology annotation, molecular function: inward rectifier potassium channel activity. Gene Ontology annotation, biological process: regulation of monoatomic ion transmembrane transport; potassium ion import across plasma membrane. Bases 112 to 1299 code for a protein of 395 amino acids. The transcript has 3 exons. Lineage: Eukaryota; Metazoa; Arthropoda; Insecta; Lepidoptera; Pyralidae.